This is a messenger RNA of Tarenaya hassleriana, 809 nucleotides long. RefSeq names its product nucleolar protein 58. The transcript has a single exon. NCBI's taxonomy places the organism in Eukaryota, Viridiplantae, Streptophyta, Magnoliopsida, Brassicales, Cleomaceae. The record is from RefSeq and is a predicted model, not a curated record. The coding region runs from base 209 to 598 and encodes 129 amino acids.
GUUGCAUGAAACUCUCUGUGGCCAUAUACACAUGAUCUUCUCUACGGCUAUUAUCGAUUCAUCUCUGAAAAUAGCUCCACCUCCUUCCUCAAAGAACGUGUAUAUAAUCCAAAUCCCACAAGGGGAAAAAAAACCCAAAAGAAUCAAAAAGAGAACAUACAAGAAUACCAAAUAAAGAGGAAGGAGAAAGGAGAGGGGAGAUCGGAAAAUGGGAGAAAAGGAAGAACAAGUGAAGCAACAUGGUGACAAAGAAGAGGAGCGAAAAGCCGAGAAAGAGGAGAAGAAGCACGAGAACGAGGAGAAGAAGGAUAAGAAGAAAGAUAAAGAUAAGAAGGAUAAGGGCAAAGAAGGAGAUCAAGAUAACGGCGAAAACGGAGGAGACGAUGACGAAGAGAAGAAGAAGAAGAAGAAGGAUAAGAAGAACAAGAAAGAGAAGAACCCUAAUGAAGACAAUAAGAAAGAUCCCGAGAAGCUGAAACUGAAACUGAAGAAGGUCGAAGACAAGAUCCAAGCUCUGGUCGUCAAGAAAGAUGAGAUCUUGAAGCUCAUCCAAGAGGCUGAACAAGCAAAGCCCGUUGAACCUGCAGCAGCAAGCUAAUACAAACAUUAAUAAAAUUAAAUAUAAUCUUACAUUUGAAUUGAGAUUCGAUAUAUAAUAUUAUAUAUAUAUAUAUAUAGUUUAGGGGAAAACUUGAAAGAAACCCCUUAAGAUCUAUAGGAAUGGAUCCAUGAGAAUCCUAAUAUUGUUUUUUGUUUGUUUGUUUGUUUGUCCAAAUAAGAUAAUAUCGAUGGCUGCUGUUAAUUGGUGA